UAUUGUUCAAGGUCCGCUGAUGCAGUACGCCAUCUUCGGCGGCGGCCCACUCACCAUCAUGGGCGGCGUGGAAGGACUGGCCUUCGUCAACACCAAGUACGCCAACGGCACCGACGAUUAUCCCGACAUCGAGUUCCACUUCGUGAGCGGCUCGACGCACUCGGACGCCGGGGCGCAGAUCAAGAAGGCGCACGGCUUGACGGACGCCUUCUACGACAGGGUGUUCAAGCCGAUCACGGGGAAGGACGCGUGGAGCGUGAUCCCGAUGCUGUUGAGGCCGAGGAGUAGAGGUUACAUCAAACUCCGAAGUAAGAAACCACUAGACCCGCCCUUGAUUUAUCCCAACUACUUCAUGGACGAUAUGGACAUGAAAACUUUGAUAGAGGGCGUGAAAAUCGGGGUGGCCCUCAGCAGGACUCCUGCUUUCAGGUCGUACGGCAGCAGGCUUCACGAAUUUCCAGAUUGUGCUCAUUUUCAGAAAUACACAGAUCCUUACUGGGAAUGCAUGAUUAGAUUGUAUUCCGUUACUAUCUACCAUCCCAUAGGGACUUGCAAGAUGGGACCAUAUUGGGACCAAGACGCCGUGGUGGACCCCCAACUUCGAGUGUACGGAAUCAAAGGGCUGAGAGUCAUAGACGCUUCCAUCAUGCCCAACAUGGUGAGCGGGAAUACCAACGCCCCUGCCAUAAUGAUCGGAGAAAAGGGUUCCGAUUUGGUGAAGGAAUUCUGGAUGAAGACUGCAAAAUAUGCCCGAAACUUGAACGGAAUUUGAAUGGAGGAAUGUAUCGUGAACGAAAAAGUGUCUGGACAAGUGAUAAUCUGAUAGUAGGUCUAGGAUGAUGCCAAAUUAACAACAAGUUUUUGUUUUCCCAAAGAUGUUUUAUUUAUUUUACUACUAAGAAGUCAUAAUAAUAUAUUAUUAGAGGAAGGAUCAAGCAGGUUAUUAGAUUUUUUUCUCCAUUCAGCUCGAGGGAGUCAGAAAAUAUAGAAUUAUCAUACCAGAAAAUAUAAACAACGAGAUUCAGAA
Messenger RNA from Phaedon cochleariae (mustard beetle), 1027 nucleotides. The record is from the annotation of a GenBank genome assembly. Lineage: Eukaryota; Metazoa; Arthropoda; Insecta; Coleoptera; Chrysomelidae.